CAGAAUAAAUUGAAGGCCCACAGUUGCAAUUGUAUACACCACUUACAACUUUUGAUGAAGCGCGUGUAGACGUUCUCCAAAUACAAAGAUGAUCCGAGUUCUACUGAUCGUUGCGACAAUCAUUGCAUUGGAAAACCAGGGUGAUGCACACUUUAUACCGUACUCAUCACCAAAUGAUGCUGUAGCAUUUUGGCCGCUGAAUGAUAAACAUUUCCUUAAUGACACGUCUGGGAAUGAUAAUCAUGCACAGGACAUUUGGGGUAAUGUAACGCUGAUACCAGAAAACGCCAGGGGACGUAGAUGCGGCGCUUAUGAAUUCCGUGGUAACCCCAGCUCGUAUUUAUUUUUUCCAAACAAUGGUGCUUUCGACACGAAAAAGUCAACCACUAUCAUGGCGUGGGUUUAUCCGUAUGGUAAUGCGGGUCCUAUUUUCUUCUUCGAUCCAAAUACGACGGUUGAUGGUGUUCAAUUGAGGCAAAUAUUAAAUGGUACGGAGUUGUAUGCACGUGUUAUAUUUACUAAACGCAACACAGUUCCAGUACUUCCAAUAGACAUAAAGGUACCAGCGUUGUAUGAAUGGUAUCAUUGGGCUGUCGUGUACGAUUUUGACAAUCACACUGGGUAUGCGUACUUAAAUGGGAAUUUCAUAGCGUCUAUAGUUCUCACCCCAGGAGAAAUAGCAACUCAAGCUGAUGCACAAGCAGGCGCCGCAUUAUAUCCUCAAGAAUGGUUUAAUGGUCUAUUAACUUGUAUACAAAUUUACAAUAGAACAUUGGAUAUAUAUGAAAUACAUACAGCCGCGCAUCGUCCUGAAUGCGAAUGUAACGUGGGAGGUGACCCUCACAUAACUACUUUAGACGGACGUGAUUACAGUUUUCAAGGCAUCUGUUGGUAUACACUUGUAAAGGACUGCUCCAGCACCAACCCUCAGUUUGAAAUCACCGCUGAUUUAGCGCCACGAGACGAUAUUGGUGAUCAAAUUAGGACCAGAGCCGUUGCCAUCAAUGUUACAGUCGGAGAUGAAAGCGUUGUCGUUGAUCAGAACAAUGUACCGAGUGAGAGUGAUGACAGUCUCAAAAAUAUAAACAUCGUACACGAAGGCGACAAGGCAAUACUGACUUUCGAGUUGAAAGACACAACAUUCAAAGUAUUCUGGACUGGGAAGAAACACUUUUUUAAUAUUGAAUUCACUGGUGAUUAUUAUCGCGGAAAGAUGUGUGGUCUGCUUGGUAAUGCUGACGGUGAUGCCAAAAAUGACUUCCAGAAACCCAACGGUGUUAUUGUAAAGGAUCCUAUUGAGUUUGGAGAGAGCUGGAAAGUUCAGGGCAAACAAUGUUAAUGUAUACCACUGGACAGUCAACAGGUGCUCACAGGUCUCACUAUAUGAAUAUUAUAAAUGAGGCUUAAUGUAGAAACGCAGAUUCAGUUAAAGUGGGUUUGGUUGUUGGGUGUAUACUAAGUUUCUAUUCUCUCUGUUGGUACAAUAAAGGGCUAGCAAAAGGGCA
Messenger RNA from Saccoglossus kowalevskii, 1505 nucleotides. RefSeq lists its product as uncharacterized. The record is from RefSeq and is a predicted model, not a curated record. NCBI's taxonomy places the organism in Eukaryota, Metazoa, Hemichordata, Enteropneusta, Harrimaniidae.